AGCUAUCCAGGAAGCAUGGCAACCAUACCCAAUCCCACACUCAUAUAUUCUCCAAAAUCCUCGAAUCAGUUAACGAAUAUUCAAUUUUACAUUCGCUCCAAACCCUUCAGAUCGUCUUCAUCCUCGAGGUCUGGUUCAUUCGCCGUCAAAUGUAGUAACCCCGUUACUGAUAAUGGUAGCGCCGACCAGAGCAACAAUGGCGGGGGAUUGAAGAAUUUGCUCUCGGGUAUAGUCGACGAACGGGUAAACCAAUUGCUGAACAGCGAGGAAAAUAGAACUUUGUUAGAUGGAUUGGAUAAAGCUACACAGCGAGUUGAAUUGGCCAAGCGAGAACUUGCUCAGAUCGAAAAGCAGGAAAUAGAAAACCAGAAGAUAAAAGAAUACAUCAAUCAACUCGAAUCCAGAGCUUCCGAGAUUGAGGAAUGCCAGAAGGAGUUAUCAGAAGCAAGAGCACUGGUUGAAGAAGCAGAACGCUCACUUGAAGGUGAAGUCGGAGAUAAAAAUUCGAUGAUGACAGAAACAGAAAGAGAAGCGAUGUACAAAAACAAAGAGAGAUUUGAAUCUGUAAAAGCUGCUUCUAUCUCCGCCAUAGUCGGCACCUUGGCAGGCUUGCCUAUUUCCUUAUCUCAGGCGACCGACGCAUCACAGUUAAUCCUUCCGUCAGUUAUCACUCUCAUCAGCUGUGCGUUAUUUGGUGUUACUUUUCGCUAUGCUGUUCGUCGUGACCUAGACAAUUUUCAGCUCAAAUCCGGAACGUCGGCAGCUUUUGGCUUUGUCAAAGGUCUUGCCACACUAGCAGGAGGACCACCAAUGGAGUUGGAAGCUGGUAGCAUAUUGUCGCAUACUUUCAGUGGUGCUGUUUUUGUAUCAGAAAAUCUUCUAAUCUUCCUGUUUGCUGGCGUUGAGAAACUUGAAGACAUGAAGGAGACAGGUGAGAUUGAAAAAGAAAGAGAGGAGGUGGGACAAGAGAAGAAAGAUGAUGAUUAUGAUCAUCAUCUUCAAGCUUCAAAAAGACUGCAACCAUGGACAAAACAGAUCACAAUUCGUGGAGUUAUUGCGAGUGUUAUUUUGGGAUGCAUUUACACUGUUAUAGCCAUGAAACUAAAUCUCACAACUGGGAUUCCCUUCGUUCCCUUUACCAGACAUGAAAACACAAUGAUUCAAACAUGUUCAGUUGCUUGUUACAGCAUUGCCAUUGGAGCUGGAUUUGGAUCUUUCUUAUUUGCUUUGAACAAGAAAACAUAUGAGCUGGCUGGAGGAGCAAAUUCUCCAGGGACUUAUAAAGAACUUCAUGUUGGUUGGAUGACUGGCUACUCUUUCUUGAUCUGUUUUGCUGGUCUUUUUGUACUGAUUCCACUCCGAAAGAUCUUGAUUAUUGAUUAUAAGUUGAUAUUUCCAAGUGGGAUGGCUACAGCUGUUCUUAUCAAUGGAUUUCAUAGUCAGGGAGAUGACAUGGCAAAGAAACAAAUCAAGGGAUUUGCCAAGUACUUUUCAUUCAGUUUCUUGUGGGCAAUCUUUCAAUGGUUUUUCACUGGAAAAGGAGUAUGUGGAUUUGCCCACUUCCCUACUUUUGGAUUAGAAGCUUAUAAGAAAACAUUUUACUUCAAUUUCAGCAUGACAUAUGUGGGAACUGGGAUGAUUUGUCCUCCUAUUGUGAGCUUUUCUUUGCUGUUUGGAGCUGUGAUUUCAUGGGGUAUAAUGUGGCCACUUAUUGAAAACCAAAAAGGCGAAUGGUUUCCUAAUAAUGUUCCUGAAAGCAGCAUGGAAAGUCUGAAUGGUUACAAAGUCUUUAUCUCAAUUGCUCUUCUCCUUGGUGAUGGACUCUAUAACUUCACCAAGAUUCUAUAUUUUACAUAUGCAAGUAUCUACGGAAGAUUGAAAAGGGAAAAUCCCGGUUUAGCUGUAGGUAGCGAGAAGGAAGUUACAGAAGCCGAACGAUUACAAAACGAAGUGUUCGUCAAAGAAGCCAUACCAAUGUGGUUUGCAGUGAUUGGAUACACUUCAUUCUCCAUUAUCAAUGCAUUUGUAAUUCCCUUAAUAUUUCCAGAAGUCAAAUGGUUCUACAUCAUCAUAGCCUACAUAAUCGCUCCAUCAUUAGCCUUCUGUAACGCGUAUGGAAACGGAUUAACCGAUUGGGACAUGGCAUACAACUACAGCAAAAUCGGGCUUUUCAUGAUGGCGGCGUUGGCCGGAAAACACCACGGAGUGGUGGCGGGACUGGUGGGGUGUGGUGUUAUGAAGGCGGUUCUUUUUAUUUCCAGUACGUUGAUGCACGACUUGAAAACCGGUCAUGUGACGUUGACUUCACCUAGAACAAUGCUUUUAAGCCAAACGAUUGGGACAGCAAUAGGGUGUGUUGUGUCGCCUUUAACUCUUUCUUUAUUUACUAAAGCAUUUGAUGUGGGAAACCCUAAUGGGGAAUACAAAGCACCAUUCGCGAUAGUUUUUAGAAACAUGGCGAUUAUUGGUGUUCAAGGCUUUUCGGCUUUACCUAAACAUUGUUUGGAUUUAUGUUAUGGGUUUUUUGCUUUUUCUGUGGGGGUUAAUAUUGUGAAAGAUUUGUUGCCUAAAAAGAUAGGGAAGUGGAUGCCUUUGCCUAUAUGUAUGGCUGUGCCUUUUUUGGUGGGUGGGUAUUUUAGUAUUGAUAUGUGUGUUGGAAGCUUGGUGGUGUUGGUAUGGCAGAAGGUGAAUGUUAAAAAGGCUGAUUUGAUGUCUACUUCUGUGGCUUCUGGUUUGAUUUGUGGUGAAGGUUUGUGGAUUCUUCCAGCUGCGGUUCUUUCUUUGGCUAAAAUUAGACCACCUAUUUGUAUGAAGUUCUUGAGUUCUUGA
Lactuca saligna is the source of this 2829-nucleotide messenger RNA. Lineage: Eukaryota; Viridiplantae; Streptophyta; Magnoliopsida; Asterales; Asteraceae. The record is from the annotation of a GenBank genome assembly.